AUGAUUCCCGACGAGUUGAAUGUAUCACUAAAGGCAGAGCAAAACUGUAAACUGAAUAGCAACGGUUCGCCUAACUUGAAUGGAAAAAAGAAGAUGUUCAAACCACAUGUGGAAGUUCAGCUCAGAAAAGGAGUAGCAAAGUCGCAAAUCGAAGGAAGGAUACCUGAGUUGGAAACAUUCAUCAAAGAGCACAAAAAUCUGCGUAAUUGGGUUCCGAUUAAUAUGGAGCUAUCGAAUGAUAGUGGUGGUGAUAGCAAUUCUCUUUCCUGUAGGGCUGUAUUUGCAGCGUUCAUUCAUGGGAUAGUAAUUGGUUGUACCAACUUUCCCGACGCUUGUGCCCUCUCAUCACUGUUGGAAGAUGUAAAAGUGGAUGAGCACAAUGUUCAUUUCUAUCGGCUCAAUACCGACGGUGCCAUGAACCAGGCGCUAUCAGUUGACGAAAAUUCGGAUGACAAUGCAGUUGGAUCACUUCUUUGGCAAUUACCGUGCAGUGAAUUUGAAAAUUUAUGGGAAAAUCUGGUCUACGAUUCCGACUUGAAGAACGAGAGUGGUAAACUCGUGUUGAAAAUGUUCGACCAAAUCGAUGAAUUAGCAGAGGAUGACAGAUGCAUGGUAUUUGUACUCAUCGAUGAGAUUGAAUCUCUUGGAAUGUCUCGUGAUGCAUCUACUAGCCGUGUGAUCCGGCUGAUUCUAUUCGUGCCGAGAACAAAUGUGAUUGUUCUCUGCACCUCCAAUAUGGAGGGGUGUCUUGAUCGUGCACUACUGGAUCGCGCCGAUGUCGUCCGACAUGUGGGACAACCGUCAGCAAACGCGCUAUACUCAAUUCUCGCUAAAUGUGUUGGCGAACUCAUAAGGAUAGGCCUAGUUGUGUCUGAUCAACAGCUACCCUCUAUCAGAGAACUUAAGACCGUUGAGUCAGAAUGCUCACCAGGGCGAGAACUCAUGGAAUUGGCCACACUGGCUUUAGGUCUAAGCGGACGAUCCAUACGACAGGUUCCAGCCCUGGCGUGGUCUAAAGCGGAUGAGGAUACCGUCACCCUGUCUACGUGCCUAUCAAUUAGUCUAGAGAAUGCGAUUUUGGGAGAAAACUGA
Molecule: messenger RNA, 1092 nt
Organism: Ostertagia ostertagi
Lineage: Eukaryota; Metazoa; Nematoda; Chromadorea; Rhabditida; Trichostrongylidae
Source: the annotation of a GenBank genome assembly